Prorocentrum cordatum is the source of this 1585-nucleotide messenger RNA. NCBI's taxonomy places the organism in Eukaryota, Dinophyceae, Prorocentrales, Prorocentraceae. The record is from the annotation of a GenBank genome assembly.
UGCUAAAGUUUGCCCAGAAAUUGUGUUUAGCUGGCUGACCGCAGUGCUGUUCACCUGCCAUUGUGUCAUUCCCGCCAUCAGCAUGCACAUUGUUCUCGUGUAGCUUGCCCUGUUAAGCAUACUCUCGUGUUGCUUGGAGUUGAUUGAGCUUGCUUCCCGCUUGUGUGUAGGUUGCCUUUCGAUUGCCUCUAGCUGGCUUACAGGCUGUAUUUAGUUGGCUUCUUGGAUACCUGUAGCUUGAGCACUCGCCGUCGAUGCGCGUGGACCCUCUAUGGCGGUGGGGAUGGGGCUGCAUCAUUCACGGCACAUCACCGUGAACAACGGGAAUACAACCCCAAUGGACAUCGAAGGCAAUCGCAUUUCAUUCCGUGCUCAUUGUUUCGUCUAUUUCUCUUGCCAGCAAAGUCAAUCAGAAUUCUUGGAAAAGGAGUCUUUUGGUGGCAGCACGUCAGCGGCAGUUGCCAGGCGGUGCAAUCCAGAGCACCAGCAGUGCCAAGAUACGGUCGACCAUCCUGGCUCGUUGCACCGUGCCCCCUUCUCAUGUAUCAUCCUCCAUCUCCCCCUCUUCCCUUUCUCCUGCACGCCAGCAUGUGCAUCGUGUUAUAAAAGCCACCGUCGGCUGCUGGAACCAAGCGGUGGAUCCCUCGAGACCCGAUGAUCAUCGGAGAGGCAUUAUGGCAGGAGCCGAAGAGGAAUAUACUGGAGGGGUGACGCAUAGCGGCAUUUCCAGGGCCGCGCUACCCCUCACAACUGCUUACCGCCGAAAGUUCCCGAUAAGACAUUACAAUUCCAAUGAGCGUCGCAUUUGGCUUAGAAAGGUUGAGGCGUCUAAGCUGUGGUUGGCCUCGUCUGGCACCGACAAGUAGUUGCUUGCAACUGUGCGCCCAGGUCGAGCUAGACACCCUCGGAUUGCAUACCCAGUUCGAGCCACCGACUUCGACUCCAUGCGAGCAGUGAACAAGGGGAAGGCGCCCACUGGGGGUUCGGGAGUAGGUCGCCGAUUGGUAAGAUUAUGGGAUGAUCAGGCGCGUGGGCCCUUCAGGUGAGGUGCAACCCUCUGCAUCCUGACCGGGCUGUCCGGAACGGAUGAAGUUUGCUAGAAGAGUCUCCCGCAUCGUCCGUGUAAGAUUGAAUUGGAGCUCUGAUCGCUCCACGUCCAAGGAGACGUUGGAGGCGUCCUCGCAUUUUCCAGGCGGGGCUCCAUGAAUGUUGCAGUUGUUCGGAUUGUUUGAAGGCCUCGCGUUCAGCAGCCACUGAAGCCUGAGGGAGGUGCGACGUCUGCGCCGAUAUGAGGGAGGCAGUCUUUGGGAUCAAAUCUGUACGGUGGGCUGAGGGGCUGCAGAGUAGCCGCGGGAGCUGGGCUGCCGUUUGAAGUAGCCACGGACGUUCCCAAUUAUCUGCAUCUAGGUUGCAUCACGCGAGGUUGCGCCGUGGCUGUCGAAAGAGCCACACUGGGGGGGGUAGCUUACCGCCUGGCGCCUCGCCACGACCUGCCGAUCUCGCGCGAGAGGCGGUGUCGCAACCAUGCUGGGCAGGAUUUGCAGCAUUGUGCUUUCGGAUUUGAUGUCGCGGCUUGCAAAGGAGG